Messenger RNA from Aplysia californica (California sea hare), 3513 nucleotides. RefSeq lists its product as uncharacterized. Gene Ontology annotation, biological process: positive regulation of transcription by RNA polymerase II; cytokine production. The record is from RefSeq and is a predicted model, not a curated record. The transcript has 8 exons. The coding region runs from base 487 to 2214 and encodes 575 amino acids. Lineage: Eukaryota; Metazoa; Mollusca; Gastropoda; Aplysiida; Aplysiidae.
UAGAUCUACACAGAGACUCUUAAUUAAAUUACUCUCUGAUCUACAUAAAAUCAAGAUGGGCCACUCAGCCAAAAAAGUGUCCGCCGGAAGUUCGCUCUUUGCUUCAGAUGGCGCUGCAGUCUGUUUUGAAGCUCUCUUUCGUUUUUCCAGGAGAAGAAUAGGAAUAGCACCUCCUUGGAAAUCUGGCGAACUUUAGGUUCAAAUUUACUCCUUUCUAUCAUUCACUCAUUCUUUCUGUCUAUCUUCUUUUUGUUGCCGCAGCUAGAAAAUCUGCGGGUUGAUCUAGUAAAUUGACUUGUGAUCUUAGACAGAAAAUUACUGUCAGAAAGAAAUUCGAAGUGGUGUUCCGAGGUUGUGACCAUGCGACGUUCCCGAUGGAGGAAAAUUAGAGUAUACGCUGGGUAACUGUAAGUUACUGUAACGUAACUGUAUUGAAUUGUGAAGGGUUAACGAAAGGAAAGAGCUUCUAAUUUUCAUCGCAUCGUAAUGGAUGAGAGUUUCAUAAUGAUAGACUCUGAUUCAGGGUCUGAGGCCCUGGGACUGGAACCUCCUGCCGCAAAAAGGGGCAGGGGAAAGCCUCGAGGGGGGCGUGGCAGAGGGCGUGGCAGGAAGAGCACAAGUGGCGCUGCAGGGACCUCACGGGGGAGAGGGCAGGCUGCGGUAGCUACCAGGCGCAGUACGAGGAUUUCAACGGCAAACGCAAACAAAGGAACGCCGUUGGACUGUGUGGAGAUAUUGGAUAAUGAAAGCAGCAAUGAUGGAAGUAAUGGGGCUCUUGAUUGGGAGGCUCCCAUGAGUCCGGAGAAAAACAAUGAUGCUAGCACCUUUUCUCUGGCCAGUGUUUCAGAUGAGAGAAAUAAUAAUAACAAUAAUAAUAGUGAAAUCCUGACCAAUUCUGUGGUCUCUCGUUUAAGUGAAGAGCCUAUCAUACAUUUCUCAUCAGGCAGCUCACCUUUAAGAACAAACUCAGAAGAGAAAGAUCUUAGUUGUGACAAUGGCAGUGAAGCUAUUCUUGGGACUAGUGAGAUAGCUGGAUCCCAACAAAAAGAUGGUACUGACAGUGAAACUGUUCCUGGGACUAGUCAAGCCGAGACUGUGCCUUCCACUUCAUCUUCUUCCUCGUCUUCUUCUUCUGUGUUGCCAAAACUUGGACUUGUCAAAAAGACUACGAAAAGAGGCUUAGCCAAGAAAACUUCCGACUUGACAUCUGUGUCUGGGUUGACCAGCUCAUCCAGCUUUCAUGAUGUGUAUUCAAAGCCUGUAGAAGUUCACAAGUUUCUCUAUGACAAGGUUUCAGGAUCAGGAGAGGCUCAAAAUGGUGAAACAGAAGAUGUCCCAGCACCAACGGAGCCUCUUCUCCCUCCUGAGGAGCAGCCGACAACAUCUGCUGGUGUCCUGGAAGAGCGUGCUGUUUCCCCUGCUGAAGAGGUCGAGUUGAGUGAAGAUGAGUCUUUUACUGUUGAAGCAAAGAGGGGCUCCUACGCAAAGGCGAAACCAGUGGUACAGGCUAGAGUCAGGUCCCCGACUCCUCCACCCACUCUUGAUGUCAAAGCCCCCAACGCCAAGAAAAAAAGGCUGAAUAAGAAGCUAACGAAGGCUUUCAAUGCCUUGGUGAGUGCUCAAGUAACAUUGAACGAUCCUCCGGUAACUCCAAUUCGCAACACUCGCAGGGGCCGUAAGUCUGCAGCAAGCGACAUAAUUUUAGUCGAGGAAGAGAGCCCCCAGAAGAUUGACAUGGUUGUUAAAGUCAGAUUCCUAUCGAAAGUUCAUAGAAUCAAGAUGAAAUUGAUUGAGCCCUUCCAGUGGCUGGUGUCUCGUCUAAGCGAAGAGCUUGGGGAAGAGGAACACGAGCUGUCGCUUUUCCUUCAAGACAAGCCUCUGUUGCUGAAAACAAGCCCAAAGGACAUCGGGUUGACUGUCGCAGAUAUUAUUGAGUGCUACUGCAUCGCGGCCAGGGAUGAGGAUGAUGACGGGGAUGAAGACGCCAUUGACUUGUACAUUCAGUGCAGCGACAGAAGGACCAGGGUGAUGAUGCGAGCCAAGAAGCGAUUGCCCCUGAGUGAUGUCAUGCAGAGAUAUGCGACCCGAAUGGGUCUGGACGAGUCCAAAAUCAAGUUCUCAUUUGACGGAGAAGAUGUGAACUCGAGGGACACUCCUGACAAACUGGACAUGGACAGCGAUGACGUCUUGGAUGCUGUUGUGCUCCACUCAUAGCUCUAGGGGGGGGGGAUAGGGAGAUAUUGGUGUGUUUGAGGAAACUGGUAGUUUCACUCAGAUCUUUCUGAACUUGUGCCUGCAGACCUGCCUAGUAUUCCAAUAAAAUUGAAGCUCUCCAAUUUUACAUUCUUUUUUACUUGUUGAAGAACCGAGAUUGGAUUUGUAUAAAGUCUGAUUUUUUCUUAAAUUCCAUUUCCAUUGGUUGUAUGAGACUUUUGUAAAUUACGUGAAAAUAUAUAUUAUUAUUUACAUGUAUUCGUAACUGUUGGUUUGUCAAUCUUUAGACUUUAGGGGUUCUGGAGACUCCCAGUUUUUUUCUCCAAAAACCCCUCUAUUCUUUAAAAAGAUUUUGAGGAAAUCUCUAUUUUUGGUCUUGGAGUGGUUGGCAGGUCUGUCUUAUGUUGCGGCUUAGCCCUUCAAUCUGGAUGUUUUUGUGCUCUGCUCAUAGCCUUAGGUGGGGGUCAGGGGGUCACAGGGAUAGGGAUGGAUGUUUGUGGGUUUGAGGAUACAGGCAGCUCUAGGUUUUUCUGAACUGACGCCUUGUGUAGCGGUUUAACCAAUCACGAGGUUAUUGAUAGUCACAGUGUCGUUACCCUACAGACUUACAAAGCCUGCUCUACUCUGGCAUUAACCAGAUAACAAGGACAUGUGGUUACUUCAGGGAGGCAUUGCGCUGCAAAGAGCGAAAUGCUCGCAGCUAAAGGGAUUUGAAAACAACAACAACAGUGUCGUUACUGUCCCUCAGAGGUUAUUGCGACCUUAGUCGUGAUGGUAAACAUGGGCUCUUGAGGCUCGAUUUUGUGUCAGGAACCGCCGGAAAUUGUUUAAACUAAGUUAAACUCUUUUCAAGGAAGGUUUACCUAGCACUUCCUGCCCCAAACAAGAAUCUAGACCGAGGAUUGGAAUAGAAAAAAAACCAGUCUAGGAAUUUGUUUACAUCAGUCACUAACGCAGUAAUUGAAUCUGAAAUGGUUGCAAAUAUGAAUGUUCAAUGCAUUUUGUCGGGAUAGUAGUGAUUCAAGAGGAAACAGACUGCAUUUCACUGCAAAAAGUGUGAGGUAUAUAUAAAUAUAUAGCCCUGGUGUCCGUGGCUGCUUUGAACUGUGUCACUUACACUAGGACUGGGAGAAAUUUGACACUACAACGUCAGGGCUAACACGCAGGCAAAGACGCUGACAAACAAACAAAUUCAAUCUAUGACAAGGUAUUGUUUUGAAAAUUUUUGUCCCAUGUUUUUUCUUCACUCAAUUUCGAUGAUACUUGGUUCAUAUAUCUUUAUAUUAAAGAAAUAAGAAA